AUGUCCCAGGACAAUCUGGCCGCCGUCCUUCACGGAGUCGAUGACCUCCGUUUGGAGCAAGUUCCCAUUCAGAGACCUCUUCCGAAUCAGGUGCUCGUUAGAGUGCACACCGUCGGAAUCUGCGGAAGUGACGUUCAUUAUUGGACUCAUGGAUCCAUUGGACCGUUUAUUGUGAAAGAACCAAUGGUACGAUGCACAUCACCCAAUAUGAUUUCCUUUUAAACCUCACAUUUUCAGAUUGUCGGUCAUGAAACGUCUGGAACUGUGGCCGAAGUGGGCAGCGCCGUGACACAUCUGAAGGUCGGCGAUCGAGUUGCGAUGGAGCCCGGACUUCCGUGCAAACUCUGUGAACACUGCAAGACCGGCCGAUACAAUCUGUGCCCGGAAAUGCGUUUCUUCGCCACUCCGCCAAUUCACGGCACCCUCGCUAGAUUUGUGGCUCAUGACGCUGACUUCUGUUUCAAGUGAGAGCUAAACUUGUAACUACGAAGAAGUUUAGUGUGUUUCAGACUCCCGGACAAUGUUUCGUUCGAAGAAGGAGCUCUUCUCGAGCCGCUCUCCGUUGCCAUUCACGCGUGUCGUCGUGGAAAUGUGCAAAUGGGUCAGCGAAUACUGGUUCUCGGUGCCGGGCCAAUUGGAGUUCUGAAUAUGCUCACCGCAAAGGCGGUUGGAGCCGGACGUGUGGUUAUCACGGACUUGGAUGAGGGACGUCUUGCAUUGGCAAAGAAGUUGGGAGCUGAUGCAACGAUCAAUGUUAGGUACUGUCAGGCACCUACCACUGAGCAACUAUUAUCUGUUCCUAUUGUAGGGGUAAAUCAUUGGAAACGGUGAGAGCGGAGAUAAUCAGUGCGUUAGGAGAUCAGCAGCCGCACGUCAGCAUCGAGUGUACCGGUGCGCAGCCUAGUAUCGAGACGGCGAUAACGGUGAGAAGACAGAUUGGAAACAAGAAAAACGAAGAAGAGUUUCAGACAACGAGGUCGGGCGGUGUGAUCGUUCUGGUGGGAUUGGGAUCGGAUCGAGUUGAGAUUCCGAUCAUCGAGUCGGCGACAAGAGAAGUCGAUCUCCGUGGAAUAUUCAGAUAUGUCAACUGGUGCAGAAACCCGCGCACUUUCCUCGAAUCUUUAUUAAUUCCAGCUACCCAACAGCUCUGGAACUCAUUGCUUCCGCCAAACUGGAUCUUUCCGGACUGACUCGUGCCCAUUACAAGCUGGAAGAAGUGCACGAGGCAUUCAAGCGCUCGCAGAAGGCUGAUGUCAUCAAAGUUUUCAUUCAAUGCUAA
This is a messenger RNA of Caenorhabditis sp. 36 PRJEB53466, 1279 nucleotides long. The record is from the annotation of a GenBank genome assembly. Lineage: Eukaryota; Metazoa; Nematoda; Chromadorea; Rhabditida; Rhabditidae.